UGAAGGGAUGUUGUUUUGUGAACGACACACACACACACACACACACACACAGAAAGAGGGAGAGGGAGAGAGGGAGAGCGAGGACCAAAUCACCUCUUGCUUUCCCUCAUGUGCGCAGUGCUCCGGCCGGGCCGCUCCUUGCUUCCUCCCUCUCCUCCAUCACUUCCACCCCCCACAGCUGGCUCGCUCCUGUCGGAUGCUGGGAGCCGUCAUCUUCCACAUUUGGACCAAAAAUACCUCUGAGGGCGGAAUGACCGACUGCCUUUUUUGCAUGGUCUGAAUUUUGGAUUCUCACGCCGGAAAGGAGGGGAGUCGAGAGGCGAGAAGAGGCUCUCCAUCCCCCGAGGGAAUUUAUUUUACAGAGUGAUGCCAGUGCCUGAGGUGGUGACUGACACAGCCAGCGCUGCCACCAUGUUGAGCCCCGUCCUCAAUGCCUCCAAUGGAGACGGCUCAGAGUCGGAAACCACCUCUGCCAUCCUGGCCUCUGUCAAGGAACAGGAGUUGCAGUUUGAACGUCUGACCAGGGAGCUGGAAGCCGAACGACAGAUUGUUGCCAGUCAGCUGGAGAGAUGCAAGCUUGGCUCUGAGACUGGAAGCAUGACGAGCAUCAGUUCAGCAGAGGAGAAAUUUCGCUGGAACAACCAAGAUGGACAGAAGGACAUCGAGGAUGAGCUGACAACCGGCCUGGAGUUGGUGGACUCCUGUAUCAGAUCACUCCAGGAAUCGGGCAUCUUGGACUCACAGGACACGUCUACAGGAGAUCGACAAGGACUUCUUUCUCACAGUGCUUUGCAGCUCAACAACCAGGAUGCCUAUGCAGCUGCUGGUUACCACAGCAACCAAGCUCUGGCGCUGGGUGAAGUGGUGACGGGUCGUAGCGGACAUGUUGGCGGAGCUGUUCACAGCUACAACCAGGUGACAUCCAGUCGGGCAGCUGCCCAGUUGGUGGGGACAGAGAGAGACUCUCAGAGAGACUCGUACGCCCAGCAGGCCCAUGGAAGCGCCUUCCACAUGCCCAGUGAGGGUGGAUCUGCACCUGUUGGACCAUCUAUGUAUUACUCCUGUGCAACCUUGCCUGCACAGCGCGUCAGCUCCCCUCUGCAGGCAGUGGGAUCUCCAACCAAGCUGCAGCGCCUGGGUUCAGCCUCCUCCGACAUGCCCAGCUAUGCCACACUACAGCGGGUGUCAUCGCCCAAGCAGUCCCCUAGUCGUCUGGCCAAGUCCUACAGCACCUCAUCACCCAUCAACAUGGUAGCGUCAGGCGCCGGCGGCCCAUCCUCCCCGCUGUCCAUGGCAGCCUCCACUGGAGGUAACCUCACCUCAUCGCCCAUCCACCAGCUGAGCUCGGCAGUGGGCAGCUACGCCACCUUGUCGCCCACCAAGCGCAUGCUGCAUCACAUCGGAGGAGACACCUACAAGAUUUCCCAUGAGCUGUACGCUAACGCCACCCUGAAAAGGCCCGGUAGCCUGGCAGGUAGAGGCUCCAGAGGUUCCUACAGCAGCCAGCAUAGUCAUCUUGGCUCGGAGUUGCGACCUCUGCAGUCUCCGGAGCAUCACAUCGACCCCAUCUACGAAGACAGAGUCUACACCAAGCCCAAUUUACGAGGACAAGUGGUCAACCAGUUGUACCAAGAGGUCCUCAACUAUCUGCUCUGUCCCUACACUUUAGCCCCGCCUUCCCCCGGUGUCGAUCCAAUCCCCUUGCAGCGAACGGGAAGCCAGAGCGCCGCUUCCACCUUCCAGAGAGGCAGCUUCGCCACAGGAAGCGGGCCUGAUUACAGCAACCCCUACCGCACCUUGCAGUUCUGCCCAUCCACCGACUCGCCUUACAGCAAGUCGGGCCCCGCCCUUCCCCCGGAGGCAGCCCUGGGAAGGUCUCCAUCUGUGGACAGCAUCCAGAAGGACCCAAGGUACGACCCCGAAUUCCUUGUGUGGAAUCAAAAUCACGCCGAGCAAAGAAUGACAAAGGAGUUUGGUUGGAGAGAUCCAGAGCUGCCGGAGGUGAUCCAAAUGUUGCAGCAUCAGUUCCCAUCGGUCCAGUCAAACGCUGCCGCCUACCUCCAGCACCUCUGCUUUGGAGACAACAAGAUCAAGUCUGAGAUUCGGCAACAGGGAGGCAUCCAGCUCCUGGUGGACCUGCUGGACCACCGCAUGACUGACGUACACCGCAGCGCCUGUGGAGCUCUGCGAAACCUCGUCUACGGGAAGGCCAAUGAUGACAACAAGAUCGCACUUAAGAACUGCGGAGGAAUUCCGGCUCUGGUCCGACUACUCCGGAAGACCACAGAUGUGGAGAUCCGUGAGCUCCUAACAGGUGUUUUAUGGAACCUCUCAUCAUGUGACGCCCUGAAGAUGCCUAUCAUCCAGGAUGCCCUGGCUGUUCUGACUAAUGCUGUGAUCAUCCCCCACUCCGGCUGGGACACUUCUCCCCACACACAAGAAGACCGCAAAUUGCAUCUUCACUCCUCCCAAGUCCUCCGCAAUGCCACCGGCUGCCUCCGCAAUGUGAGUUCAGCAGGUGAGGAGGCCCGCAGGAGGAUGAGAGAGUGUGAGGGUCUGACAGACGCUUUUCUCUACGUCAUCCAGACCGCCCUCGGGAGCAGUGAGAUUGACAGCAAGACUGUUGAGAACUGCGUGUGCAUCCUGAGGAACUUGUCGUACCGUCUGGCGGCAGAGACGUCUCACAACCAACAAGGGGGGUCUGAGGAGCUUGAUGGUCUGUUAUGUGACACAGGCGGGAAGGAUGCCGAGAGUUCAGGAUGCUGGGGCAAGAAGAAGAAGAAAAAGAAGGGGCAUGACCAGUGGGAUGGUGUCGGCCCAUUUCCAGACUUGGCAGAGUCUCCAAAAGGCAUCCAGAUGUUGUGGCAUCCCAGUAUUGUCAAGCCCUACCUCACCCUGCUGUCCGAAUGCUCCAACCCAGACACCCUGGAGGGAGCAGCUGGUGCUCUUCAAAACCUUGCUGCCGGGAGUUGGAAGUGGUCGGUGUAUAUUCGGGCUGCGGUGCGUAAGGAGAAGGGCCUGCCUAUCCUCGUGGAGCUACUGAGGAUAGACAAUGACCGGGUGGUUUGUGCCAUCGCCACCGCCUUGAGGAACAUGGCUCUGGACAUCAGAAACAAGGAACUCAUUGGUAAAUAUGCCAUGAGGGACCUGGUGCACCGCUUGCCCGGCGGCAGCACCAACAACAGCAGCAGCAACGGUGGAGGAAGCGGCGGUGGGGGCGCCAACAGCUGCGGUCUGGUGGGAAAAACCAUGUCGGAUGACACGAUCACAGCGAUCUGCUGCGCCCUGCAUGAGGUCAUCACCAAAAACAUGGAGAACACCAAGGCCCUGAGGGAUGCUGGCGGCAUUGAGAAGCUCAUCGGUGUUGCCCGCAGCAAAGGUGACAAAAUUCCCAGGCAUAGUCCCAAAGUGGUGAAAGCGGCAUCUCAAGUUCUGAACAGCAUGUGGCAGUACCGAGACCUACGCAGCCUUUACAAAAAGGAUGGAUAUUCCCAAUAUCAUUUUAUUGGCUCUUCUUCCACAAUAGAGAGGGACAGACAGCGGCCUUAUUCUUCCUCUCGUACGCCAUCCAUCUCUCCUGUACGGACCUCGCCAAACAAUCGAUCAGCAAGUGCACCUGCUUCACCACGGGACAUGAUGGCGUUGAAGGAGAGGAAGGCAGACUACGAGCUGAGCGGUAACGCCACUUACCGCGGCAACAAGGGUGAACACACAUCCCGCAAGGACGCCACAAUGGGUGGUGGUUCUUCAACUCUGCACAGAGGAGCGUAUGUGUCACCGACUGAUGAUUUGAAGUAUAAUCAGGUCUCAUCUCAAGGAUUGCCUUCAGAGCCCUACCCGCCUUUCCAAAACCCUCCCCCGCCCGACAGCAACUAUGAGGACCAGGCCUUCUAUGAGAACCAGGUUCACGCGGGAGGACGCCCCCCUCAGGCUGAUCUCAACAUGCACUUGCAGGGCCUGAAAUCCACAGGCAACUACGUAGACUUCUACUCGGCCUCUCGGCCCUACAGCGAGCUCAACUAUGAGACCAGUCACUAUCCAGCCUCACCAGACUCCUGGGUUUGAGGGGAGGUGAGGGCGGAGGAGCAGACGAGGAGGAAACGUAGUUCAAAAGUAGAAAAGAUACACCCUACACCCCUCCUUUUUCAUAACUUCUAGUUCCCACGUAGCAUCUUAGGUAGCGGGACAUGGGGACCAAAAUAGGAUGCAUAUGAGGAAUGGACACUAAACUCCUCCCCAGUGACUUUAAAAAGGAGGCAAGGAAAGGAACCAGAGGGAAGCGGAGAGGAGGAGGCCUUGCAUGUGCAUGCACUCCACCAAACACCUGACAAGAGACAUUUUCUGACCAUGUUCAGCUCAGCAGAUUGAAAGCGAAAGACGAGAACGUGAGAGGGGCAGGUGGAGAAGAUGCGGAGGGCGAGGCGGAUGAGUAAGAAGGUGGCAAAGCAUGAAAGAUGUUGCAAAGUGUACGGAAGGCUGCUGUUUGUACAUAUGUGAUAUAGCGACACGGCUUUUAGCAACGCGAAGCACAAGAAGCUGUAGGACAUUUAGGAUGUGUGAUACACAAACUCGGCUUCUCUCUGUGGCUCCGGCACGAUGUAGGGGAAAGUCUGCUUCUGGACGUUGUCAUUUGAAACAUUAGAACUUUUUUCUGUUGCUUUUUUUUGUGUUUAUUUUUUAAAUUCUCGGUUGUAUAGUAUAUUUGAUGUACACUGUACAUUUACUGGCAAUGCAUUGUGUAUUUGAACUAUUAUCUGUGUGCAGCCUUCACAUGGGCCCGGAUCACCUUUUCACAGUCACUAUAUUCUAUACACCCACACACGCACACACACGCACACACACGAACACACACAGUACAAAGCAUACAUUAGGAUGAGUCACAUUGACUGCCUUACAUAUGAAGUAGAUACUAUACAACAGUACAUACAGUACGCCUCAUUUAUAUAAAUAUAUAUCACUUUGUGACAGGUUUUAGGUAAAUAAAUGACUUAAAUGAUACUUUUACACAUAGUUAAGUCCACAAUUACUCAUACCCGGGCCAAUUUUUGUGCAUAAGUGAAUUUUUAUAGUAUAUUCUAACUUGAAAUGACAAGAAAGAGGCAGAACACUGAAAUGCAUUGUGGUGAGAGUUUUUAACUCCCAUUUUUUGUGCUUUUUUUCUUCACUAGUUCAAUUCUAGAAUUACUCAGAUUAUCAUAAAAGUGUCUAUUUUUGAUACUCUGAUCCUUCCUCACCCACGGUGCAACCAAAAAUAACUAGAGAUGCCCGAUACCGAUAACUUUCUGCUUCCCAAGACCGAUAUGGUACCGAUAACCGCCAACUUUUUUUAUAUCUACUUUUAACAUUCCGAUUUAAGUGUAGUUUGUGCACACCUGGAGGUAAGAAGGACUGGAACAAAUUAGGACUUGACCAACUGUACCUGUAGAUUUGUCUUCAUCAAAAUGACAUGACUACUACUACAUCACGACUAUCAGGGGAACCAGAGUAUAAAGGGGAGGGAGCCACCUGCCGUGGCCAAGCAAGAUGCACUGUAUUCGGGCACAGGCUCAAAGCAGCCGGUGUGAGGCCAUGGAAGUCUCUGGCAAACUCUUUGCGCUUUUCCGGUGGCUGAUUUGGUUUUUGGUGUGCAAUGCAAGUAAAAUGUACAGCAUACAUGCACCACUGUUGGAAAGCCCACAUAUUUAGGCCUCACUGGUAACGUUUUUCGUCACUCGUUGAGAUUUCGCACUUUGUUCUGCGGUCCUUGAAUGCACCGUUGUAGUGUGCUGUGGCUGGCUACACCGUUAAAUGCAUUACGUGUGUGAGGCAAAUGUAGGGAUGAAACCCGGAUUGUGUCGCAAAUGAACAAUGGCAAUUGAAGAGAGAAGGGGAAAGGUAAUUUAAUAAGUCACUUUUUUUUUUUUGCAAAUGAUCCUAAAUCGGAGGGGAAUGUCAACAUCAAGGUAACAGGCGGGUGUCAAAAAUAGACAUUUUUAUGGGGGCAUUGAUUACUCACAGUUUUUUGUCCUUUGCUGUUGAUCCCGGGAACGCAAUCACCGCAAAAAGCGUGGAGUUACCGCAUAGAACAGAUGUUUUCAUAUCUGUGACACAACUUUGUCGUCUUCUUUUGCCGCUUUCGUCACUUCCGGCCAGAACGAACCCCAAAUUUGGCCCGUGUAUGAAUGAUUUAGGGUUUGACGGUAUGUGCUGACAAGAGCGAGACAUCCCUUGUGCUUACUGUAAAAUGUAACGUGUGAUUCCUAUUUAGCUGCUACUCACUCGUUUAUGUCGUGGAAAUGAUGACACGUCAAUGUAGCUUUAUCCCGACGCACCCAGAGAGUUGGACCGUGCCGUUGGGUAUUAUGUCAUCCACGUCUUCACCGAUUUACAGAACAAUUAAGUUGAAACAGGGUGAAGAGCAACUUCGACCCAAUGUUCCGGGAUUUUUUUUUUUUUUUAAAGACAUAUUUUCUCAUGAACGCCACAAAGCUCGUUUUAGUUCCAGUGAUCUCUCAGUGUGUAUAUAAACAGUGCCAAACGAGGGUUUAUACCAUCCCACAUAAGGGUCCAGUUGGAGCAUCCUUGUGGUUUUAAUGUUGCCACUUUGUAAAUGCUUAGUUUUUGUUGGGUUUUUUUGAUUUUUUCUAAAUUGUGUACUACUCAGAUGAAAGUUGUGUAACUGCACUGGGACCAGAGAGAAUUCUAAAAAAAAAACAACAAAAAAAACAACAACAAAUAAAAUGAAACAAUUCUAUUAAAACAAAAGAAAAGGCAAGAAAAAUGUACAAAAUUAGUUUAUUUCUGUGUUGUAAAAUAAUCCAUGUUUGAAGUACGAGGAAGCUUUUAUGAGAAACGACUGCAAUGACUUCACGGUAGACAAAAAACUGUUCAUAGAGUAUGGAUAUAUAUUAUAUGAAUAGAAAUAUAUACUUUUUAUGUGCAGCACAACAUAAUGUAGGAAUUUUCUUCAUUUAUACAUUCUGGUCAACACACUGAAUUGUGGACUUUUGUGCGGUGCUGUUGUUUGCUAUGUGGAGUAGAGUAGAUCAGGGCCUGCGGAUCCACCUUCGAAACACCCACAAUCCCAACAUGUCUGUACCGUAUCAGAGAAUUACUCCUUCAAAGUGUUCCCUCUGCAUGAAACAAUCGGAUUCAAUUGACGAAAACGCAACCACGGAUGCAUGAGUCAAGCUGAUGCUAAAUUGUGAUUUCUUUUUUACAAAGAGACUGUGUUUCCCUAGUCAGUGUUUUUUUUUUUUUUAGGCCUAGAAGUUCUUGAAAAAACACAAACACUGUAUUUGUAAGCAGUCCUCUUGACAGCUUUGUAUGUGUCCUUGUGAUCCUGCGGCAGUAAAAGCGACGGGAAGACUUAAGAGCUACGACACUGGUGGUUUAUGAAGCAAACGUGUUUCAAGGAGAAUUGUGAAACUUUAUAUCGCCUCAAACUGAUUGCAACUGCUCCGAAAAUAUAAACGGUCCACUGAAGAACUAUGGAAUUUGUUUGUUUUGUUGCUAAGUCUGUUUUCAAUGUUUUGAAUGUCGCAUUGAAGAAUGACUGAUCAAGUGGGGACGGUGGAUUUUUAAAUGUUUUGAUUUUGUAAAUAAAACAAAUUGUGCGGCCAA
Molecule: messenger RNA, 7602 nt
Organism: Dunckerocampus dactyliophorus (ringed pipefish)
Lineage: Eukaryota; Metazoa; Chordata; Actinopteri; Syngnathiformes; Syngnathidae
Gene: ctnnd2b
Product: catenin (cadherin-associated protein), delta 2b
Exons: 25
Coding region: 367-4065 (1232 amino acids)
Biological process (GO): cell-cell adhesion; cell-cell junction assembly; dendritic spine morphogenesis
Cellular component (GO): plasma membrane; adherens junction; cytoplasm
Molecular function (GO): cadherin binding
Source: RefSeq, a predicted model, not a curated record